Molecule: messenger RNA, 513 nt
Organism: Fomitopsis serialis
Lineage: Eukaryota; Fungi; Basidiomycota; Agaricomycetes; Polyporales; Fomitopsidaceae
Exons: 5
Source: RefSeq, a predicted model, not a curated record
AUGACUGUUUUGCCCCUUUCUAUUCUCGCCCUCAUUGGGAGCACUUAUGGCCUCUCUAUUCCAUUUGAGCGUCGCUCCGUCGGCGCCCGCUCGACUACUGUGUCUGUGAAUCAGAACUCUAACGGAAAUAUAGGAUUCUCUAACGGUGCAGGAUUCGUUUACACUGCCACCAUCUAUGUGCAAGGACAGCCCUUCCAGGUCCAAAUCGAUUCUGGCAGUUCAGAUCUUUGGUUGGACACAUCCAAUGUCACCCUCGACGACCUUCAGGAUACAGGAGUAACUGGUUCCAUUGGCUACGUAGAUGGCUCGUCUGCAACUGGUCCGAUUGUCCUAGGCAACGUCAGUUUCGGCGAGUUCACCGUUAGUGGCCAGGCUUUCAUCAACGCUCCCGGCAGCAAUGCAACCUCUGCUGGCUUUGACCGCGGCUUGCUGGGUGUUGGCCCUCCAUUCGCAUCCUCUGUCUUCAAUGAGCUGAUCAACACGACAUAUGAUGGAUUGCCUUUCCUGGUCAAU